This is a messenger RNA of Penicillium alfredii, 1863 nucleotides long. RefSeq names its product WD40 repeat domain-containing protein. Gene Ontology annotation, biological process: rRNA processing. Lineage: Eukaryota; Fungi; Ascomycota; Eurotiomycetes; Eurotiales; Aspergillaceae. Gene Ontology annotation, cellular component: small-subunit processome; Pwp2p-containing subcomplex of 90S preribosome. The record is from RefSeq and is a predicted model, not a curated record. The transcript is spliced from 4 exons. Gene Ontology annotation, molecular function: protein binding. Bases 1 to 1863 code for a protein of 620 amino acids.
AUGCGUAAAGCCGGUCUGAAACAAAAAACCAAGCGGACCGCCGCUAGAUCUCCGUUCGAUAGCGCUACAAGCUACCGUCCAAGGGAUGAGGAUACCCACAUGGACGGAGAGUCAAGCGAGGAAGAAGAAGAUGUCCCCGAAAAAGAUGACGCCGAGAAGAAGCUGGAGCAGAUGCUCUUCGGUGACGACAAUGGCUUCCUGGGCAAUCUGAAGAACCAGCAGGAUCGGGCUGAUGCUAUGGCUCUCACAUUGCAGAGUGAUGAGGAUAAUGACAGCGCUGAUGAAGCCGCGGAGGAUAGGGAGGAGGGAGCAGGCAUGGAUGAUAUGGCCGAUGCCGAUCUCUUCUUUCUCGACUCGGGCACUGCACCCGACUCUACCGAUAUAAUCCCCUCCCCCGAAACAUUGUCAAUUGCCGAAGAAGAUGAGGAUUUAACUCCAGCAGUGUGGCACGACAGCGACGACGAGCGAUUGGCCGUCUCUUUGGCGGGUCAGUCCAGGCUACGCAAACUGCGAGUCGCAGAAGAUGAAGAUGUGGUCACUGGCAAGGAGUAUAUCCGGCGACUGCGCAGACAGUUCCAGCGAUUGCAUCCGACCCCCGAAUGGGCGAACCCAGAGCUGGCAGCCAAGCGCCGAAAGACCGAUUCGGACAACUCCGAUGCGGGCAGUGGACCAGAAAUGGAUACCGACAACGAGGAGGAGGAGCUGUCAAUGCAGCCCCUGGCCAAACUACUUCAGAAUGCCACUGACUUAACGCGAGUGGAGGACAAUGCGCGGUCAGGUGGGAAGCGGAAGUUGCGCCAGGAAGUCCUUGAUAUCCAAAGACUGAAGGAUGUUGGGAAAACUCAGCCGUCUUCUGUCGACUCGUUGAUGUUCCAUCCCCACUAUCCUCUCUUAUUGUCUUCUGGGCCCGCAUCGACCCUAUUCCUACACCAUGUCUCUCCUAAUGCGCCAGCUCCGAACCCGCUCUUGACAUCCUUGCACAUCCGGCGCACGCCCAUCCACACAUCCGCCUUUGCGCCGCCCACAGGGAACAAGAUAUUUGCUUCUGGUCGCCGCCGAUACUUUCAUAUCUGGGAUCUCGACACAGGGAAGGUGGACAAGGUUAACGUGACGGCAGACCGAAAGGAGGAGCAGAAAUCCAUGGAACGAUUCAAGCUCUCUCCGUGCGGGCGGUACGUGGGGUUUGUCGGUAGCUCGCGCAAGGGCGGCGGUCUCGUCAACGUCCUGAAUGCCGGGACGGCGCAGUGGAUCGCCCAGGUGCGCGUGGACGGCCGCGGUGGUGUGGCCGACUUCGCGUGGUGGUCCGACGGCGAGGGCUUGACGGUGGUCAGCAAGAACGGCGAGGUAUCCGAAUGGGAGGGGCGCCAGCGCCGGGUUGUCGCUCGCUGGCUGGACGCCGGCGCUGUCGGUACGACCGUUCUCAGCCUGGGCGGCCGCUCAGGCCGCACCCAGCUCGGCGGGGACCGCUGGGUUGCCAUCGGUAGCUCCAGCGGCAUCGUCAACGUCUAUGACCGCCGUGAGUGGGCUGCCGCCUAUGCGAAUGCCUCGUCCGCCGAGAGGAACGGCCCCGCUCAGUCUGGUAUCCCGCGCAACCCGACCCCCGUGCGCGCCUUGGACCAGCUCACUACCCCGAUCAGUCACUUGGUCUUUGCGCCCGAUGGCCAGAUGCUGGCCAUGGGUAGUCGGUGGAAGCGCGAUGCUCUUCGACUUGUUCACCUCCCCUCUUGCACAGUAUACCGCAACUGGCCUACCUCUAACACACCGUUUGGCCGCAUCUCAUCGGUGGCCAUCUCUCCCAAUUCAGAGCAGUUGGCUGUGGCUAAUGAACAAGGACGGAUCCGACUUUGGGAGAUCCGGGGAUGA